CGUACUGGUACAUUGUACUAUUUAACGCCCACCAGCAUCGUGACAACGUUGAUAGAAAGCUGUAUUAUAUGAAAGCCGUAUCAUAGAGGGAAUUAUCUAUGCUGGUGACCAGAUUUAGGGGAGAUAGUGAGGUGCUGCGGAGAGUAGGUGAGAAUGCAGAGGCACAUCAGACAAUAGCCAGCCCCAGCUGUGUCGCCAGGAGUGGGUUUCCGCCGCUGUGGAACGCUACCACCUCUACCCAAGACUCUCGGGUUCCCAAAUGUACAGCGAAGCGGGCCAAGGUAGCUUUGGGAAGACUCAGGACUGGACCCGUCCCAUCUUCAGCUCAGGUCCCUUCCCACCACGGCUGUGGCAUCCCUGUCAGGUCAUCUGCUCUGGAAAUCGUGGGACAGGGUGCAAACAGCUACGGACAACUUGGCCUUGGCCAUAAGGAAGAUGUGUUUCUGCCCCAGCAACUGAGUGACUUCUGUCAAGCUUCGUGUAUCAAGAGUGUCACAGGAGGAGGAGGGCAUUCUGCAGUUGUCACAGAGAGAGGAGGCCUUUUUGUUUGUGGCCUGAAUAAAGAUGGGCAGUUGGGGCUUGGUCACACAGAGGAAGUUCUGUGUUUCACCAUUUGCAAGCCUCUUCUUGGUUGUCCCAUCCGACAGGUGGCCUGUGGCUGGGACUUUACCAUCAUGCUUACAGAAAAAGGUCAGGUUCUGUCAUGUGGAUCCAAUGCCUUUGGCCAGUUAGGUGUGCCGCACGGCCCCCGCAAAUGUGUGACUCCCCAGGCCGUUGAGUGCCUGAGAGAGAAGGUUGUUUGUGUCGCUGCUGGACUGAGGCAUGCCUUAGCCACUACAGCGACUGGCAGUGUGUUCCAGUGGGGAACUGGCUUGGCAUCUUCUGGUCGACGCUUGUGUCCUGGGCAGAAUCUCCCAUUGUUUUUGACAGCAAAGGAACCCAGCAGAGUGACAGGCCUAGAAAAUUCUACAGCCAUAUGUGCUGUUGCAGGAUCUGACCACUCGGCCUCAUUAACAGAUACAGGAGAGCUGUAUGUCUGGGGCCGUAACAAGCAUGGGCAGCUGGCCUCCCUCGAUGCAUUCCUUCCUGUGCCCCAGAGAAUAGAAGCACAUUGCUUUCAGGAUGAAAAGGUCACUGCUGUCUGGAGUGGCUGGACACACCUGGUUGCUAAGACAGAAACUGGCAAGGUGUUUACCUGGGGUCGAGCAGACUAUGGUCAGCUAGGGAGGAGGUUGGAGUCUCCUCAAGCUCAGAAGCCUGUAGAGCAGGACUCAGUGCUCACCUUCCAGAGGCCGCAGAACAGUGUGCCUUCACCUCUGCAUUGCCUGACGGGAGCAGCGGAGUGAAGAAAACAUUGUGGCCCACUUGCUUAUUCAAGUCCCCGUGGUUCUCUGAAAUGACCUGAAGUUCUCCGUUUAAGGCAGGAGUCUUAAUUUCUCCAGGGUGUAUGUUUCUGUCACUGAAUUUUACUUCACUGAGUUUUUUUGUUUGUUCUUAAAGAAAGGCUAGGGCUUUUAGAAGAACGGAUGUCAGGAGCCAUGUCUCUGAGCUAGAGUUAGUUUAAUGAAGGAAUUCAGUCUUCAUUCAAAGUCUGUCAGAAAAAUUAAUAAGCUUGUGAGACUUCUGUAAUUAGCAAGAGGCUAAUUACAACCCUCUCCACACCUGGAGGGCUUCCCUUCCCCAGGGCCACCUGGCUACCUCCUUCCCUGAAUGUAGGAUGUCUGUUUCCAUUUCCUGUCCUAACCGUCAUUCUCCCGAGUCCUUCCUCUGUGCCACAAAGGCAGUAUGUACACAACAAUGAUAAUAAGCCUGCUUCUAACCUCCUACCCCAACUAAAGUCUAUUCUUUUUGCAUAUGCAGGAGCUCAUACUUGUAAAAGGUCAGAGGUAGUGUUUGUGAUUUGUUUCAGCCUUUGUUUAUCACAAGUGCUGUUUUAUUUCCUCUUGGCCUUAAAAUGAACAUGCAAAAUGACUGCAGAGAGCCAGCGAGAUGGCUCUGCAGGUAAAGAAGCCUGCCACCAAGCCUGUUGACCUGAGUUUUAUCCCUGGAACCAACAGAAUGGAAGGAGAGAAGCGACUCCCUUAAGCUGUCCUCCAGCUUCCAUCAUGUGCUCUGACAUGCAUAUUUUUACUUUAUUUAUUUAUUUAUUUAUUUAUAUCACUGCUACUGAACUAAGCAGCGAGAGCCUGUCCAUCUGCUUCUUUUAGACUCUUGGCGAUGGGUUCA
Mastomys coucha (southern multimammate mouse) is the source of this 2226-nucleotide messenger RNA. RefSeq names its product secretion regulating guanine nucleotide exchange factor (gene Sergef). The record is from RefSeq and is a predicted model, not a curated record. The transcript has 10 exons. Lineage: Eukaryota; Metazoa; Chordata; Mammalia; Rodentia; Muridae. The coding region runs from base 99 to 1346 and encodes 415 amino acids.